UAAGAAGACUUGAAGAAAUCGACAAAUCUGCAUGGCGACUCUUCCCAGGAGAGGGGUCGCCAGACCCCGGGGGCAGAAGGGGAGCGGAAGCUGCAGCAUGGAGAGAAUGGAGACCCAGGAGCUGGCACCUGAAGAGCUGGCUGUGCUCAGGAAGGCACAGGAGUUCUUCCGCACCUGUGACACCGAGGGCAAAGGCUUCAUGGCCAGGAGCGACAUGCAGAGGCUGCACCAGGAGCUGCCACUCAGCCUGGAGGAUCUGGAGGAUGUGUUUGAUGCCCUGGAUGCUGAUGGCAAUGGUUUUCUGACCCCAGAAGAGUUCACCACCGGGUUUAGUCACUUCUUCUUCAGCCAGAAGCAGCCAAGUCAGGGAGAGGUGGGUGAACAGGAGGCCCAGGUGCAGGAAGAGAAGGUGUACCAGUCCCGAGGGGGAGCGGAUGCCAUGGACGGCGAUGAGGAAGCUCAGUUCCAGAUGCUGAUGGAUAAACUUGGCGCCCAGAAGGUUUUGGAAGAUGAAAGUGAUGUCAAGCAACUCUGGCUGCAGCUGAAGAAGGACGAGCCUCACUUGCUGUCCAACUUCGAGGAUUUCCUGUCCAGAAUCUUCUCCCAGCUCCAAGAAGCUCACGAGGAAAAGAACGAACUGGAGUGCGCCCUGAGAAAGAAAAUUGCCACUUAUGAUGAAGAAAUCCAGCAUCUCUAUGAAGAGAUGGAGCAACAAAUCAAGAGUGAGAAGGAGCAGUUUCUCCUGAAAGACACGGAGAGGUUCCAGGCCCGCAGUCAGGAGCUGGAGCAGAAGCUGUCCGCCAAGGAGCAGGAGCUGGAGCAGCUGGUGCAGAAGCAGAAGCGGCUGGAAGGCCAGUGCACAGCCCUCCAUAAUGACAAGGAUGAGACCAAGGCUGAGAACACCAAGCUGAAACUCACAAACCAGGAGCUGGCCCGGGAGCUGGAGAGGACCACCCAGGAGCUGCAGGCUGCCCAACAGCAGCUGGAAAACCUCCAACAAGAGGCCUGCAAACUUCACGAGGAGAAGGAGAUGGAAGUGUACCGUGUGACGGAGAGUAUGCAGCGGGAGAAGUUGGGGCUCCUGAAACAGCUGGACUUCCUCAGGGAAAGGAACAAGCACCUUCGAGAUGAACGAGACAUGUGCUUCCAGAAAGAUAAGGCAGCCAAGGCAAACAUAGCUGCUUUCAAGUCAAGCUGGAAACAGAGAUCCGGCUCCGUGAUUGGCAAGUACAUGGACAGCAGGGGGAUUCUUAGAAGCCAGUCAGAAGAGGAAGAAGAUGUGUUUGGCAUCCCAAGGAGGAAAAGUUCUCUGGGCCUGAGUGGGUAUCCGGUUACAGAAGAGGAGCCAGGAGCCAAGGAGUCAGGAACUGGGGGUUCCCUCACCCCGACACUGCGCAGAAUCAUUUCCAUUGAGGAAGACCCUCUGCCCCAGCUCCUGGAGGGCAAGCCACUGAGCAAAUGUACAGAAGAGGAGGAGGUGUCUCCCCAGGCUGUGGAAGGACGAACCCAGCAGGCCCCAGCCUUCGAGCUCCUGCCCACCUCCCCUCGGGAGCAGCCUGUUGGAAAAGAGGCCUGGUCUAAGGAGGAAAGGUCUCCACCCACCCCUGACCGGCUCUUCAAGAUCGUGUUUGUGGGCAACUCGUCUGUGGGGAAGACGUGCUUCCUGAGGAGGUUCUGUGAGGACCGGUUCUCCCCGGGCACAGCAGCCACUGUGGGCAUCGAUUACCAAGUCAAGACAGUGUGUGUGGACAACUCCCAGGUGGCUCUGCAGCUGUGGGACACGGCUGGGCAGGAGAGGUACCGCUGCAUCACCCAGCAGUUCUUCAGGAAGGCCGACGGCGUCAUCGUCAUGUACGACCUCACGGCCAAGCAGUCCUUCCUGUCGGUGCGGCAGUGGCUGAGCAGCGUGGAGGAAGCUGUAGGAGAUCACCUUCCUGUUCUUCUGCUGGGCAAUAAAAUUGACAACGAGAAUGAGCGGGAAGUCCCCCGGGGCCUCGGAGAGCAGCUUGCCAAGGAGAACAAUCUGAUCUUCUAUGAAUGCAGUGCCUAUUCUGGUCACAACACCAAAGAGUCCUUGCUCCAUCUAGCCAGGAUCCUCAAGGAGCAAGAGGACACAGUGAAGGAGGACACCAUUCAGGUCGGCCGCCCUGCCAAGAAGAAAUCCUGCUGUGGCUGACAGGAGGCCUCCCAGGACAGCUCCACCCUGAGGUCAUUGGGCCCAUCCAGACCUUUGCCCUUGUCGGUGACUUGCCUACCCCAAAGGCAGGGAAGCACAUCUAGUCGGAAAAGCUGCUCUUGGGACAUCUUGGAGUCCUUUCUCUCCCUUCUCUCUCUAGACCCCAGAUGCCCAGUCUUUUUUUCCCCCAGCUUCAUUUCCUGGGGGAAGGAAACAGAUGGGCUUUUCCAGAAAAACCAGCACAUGCCUUCUCCCCCUCUUGUCUCCUCCCCUUGCCCUUAGGAGUCUCAGCACUGCAGUUGCCAUGGCAACAGUGGGGGUUGACUGGCUGCUUCCUGUAGGCCAAAGACGCAGCACUUGGGCCAUGCCAGGGUGUUGGGUUUGCUUUGACUCCCUGCAGGCUGAUGGAGAGAGAGAAGCAGUGCUUGCCGCAUGCUUCACAGAGCUUCAGUGGCCCGUGUGGUAUGGCCAGAAGCACAGCCAGGGUCCUUCCAGGGUCCUUCCAGGGUCCACCUUCCAGGAUCCUUCCCUGACUCACAGCCCAGCCUCUCUCAAUGCCCAUGCCCAUCCCACUGCCCCCCAGCCCCGUCCAGGUCCUCUGGAGCAGCACCUCACACAGACCCACAGCCUUUCUUCUGUACCACCCCCCACAGCCCUGACGCCAAGAUGGACUGGGGGUGAUACACUUAUGCCCGGGGUAAGGGAGGAGGCUUAGUUCCACCUAGACAAAGAGAUGAAAAGAAAACCAGGGGGAAACCCACCUGCUGCUAAAUAGAACGACCAUUUCUGGAGGGUAUAAAUAAGGUAUAUAUAGCCAUGCAAAAGCAUUUUCUGAAUGUUUCUCAAAAUAGCUCUUCGAAAAAUCGUACAUGAUGAUUAACUGGGUAGAUUGACACACAGGGAGUGAGCCCCAACACCAGGUCCAUAGUUACUGACUUCUUAUUUUAUUUUAUUUUCCUUUGUCCCAGAAGACUGUAUUUUUUUUAAAGUGUGGCUGUGAUAUUGACAUUUUGCUGGUGUUUGAGAAGCUGCAGACUGCAGCACCCUUACGACUACAGAGCACAAGGUGCUUGGAUGCAGGGAUGUUCUGGGCCCAUGUCUGGUUCCUGUAACUGGCUGGUGCUGAGUUUCUGUCCCUGACACUGACCACCACAUCCCUGGCUGGCUGUGACCAUGGCUGGGGAGGGCACUGUUGCCCUGGGCUGGAACUUGGGUGAAAAGAUGAUAAAGAUCACUGCCAAUUACCAUUUCAGGAUUGCAGACCCAGCCCCCAUGGGAAAGUGGAUGUGACCACUCCCUGGUGGGGCACACAAGAAGGGGGAGGAAGGAAAGUGUCCACAGGCCUCCAUGAGGAUGAUGCCAGACAUCUGCAAUCAGCAGUGUAAGGAAGAAGUGCUGGCGGGAGCUCCCAAGGGUGUUCCCUGCAGCCUCCUCCCAGACCUCAAAAGCAUCAGAGCCCCAAAGGUCACCAGGAAGUGCCUACCUCUAUUUUGCUGACUUCACUCAGCAAGGCACCAGGGAGCCCCCAAGGUUGACUCCAGCACUGAGCACCAGGGAGCGCUCAGUCAUCCCGUUCUGGCCCCCAUCUCAUCGGUAAAAUGAGAUGGUAAAAUGAGAGGGUCUAGAUUCUUCUCACCCUUCUUGCUCAGAGUUCUUGUCAUGACAUCUUCAUGUUCCAACUUGGGCUAACCCUGGUCUUCAGUUCAAGUUUGAAGGGAUACGCAGGAAACCCCCUGAGAGGUGCUGGCAAUGGCCCCUUGAGGGAUGUAAGGGCGAGGGGCACCUCGGAAGUGACCUUCCAGUAUCUCUGUGUGUGUUGCUGUGUGGACGUGUGUUGUGUGUGCAUGAAGGCCAUUUAGGAAAAUGUAAACCAGCUGUUCUGCUUCUGACAAAGAAAAAAAACAGAGAUAACAGUUGGGACGUAUGUGGAAUCAGGUUAGAUCUGGGGUUCCCUAAGCCUACACCCACCAAGACCUAGUCCCUGGCUUGGGCUGCAUGUUUCCAUUUAGGAAAAUUGCAUUCAAGGUUUAGAGUAGAAUCGGAUGAUCCUAGAACCCUGUCUUCCCUCAUGUGGGCUAAAUCCCCACAGAUCUUCAAUGUUCCAGGUAGAAAGAGGGAGCAGGAGGGCCUUCAGGCUUUGCUGCUCCCUCCUGUAACCCCACUUGAAAAACUGUAUGGAGGACAGGGGCUCAGCUGUGUCCCAGGUCUCAGCCUCUUCUCUCCCCUCAGCAAUCAAAGCCACCCAAUGGCCGCCAGCCUGAACCAGAGCCUGGCAGAGAAACUUCUGGCUCCACCCCAUUUAUACUGCUGUAUUGGUCUUGAGCAAGUCACUUAACCAGGUUUCGUACUCAUCUGUACACUCAUAGGUUUUAAUGUCUACCUCACAGGGGCAUUCUAAGUAUUAACGAAGGUGACAGUUGUGAAGUACUUAGCACGGUGCCCAGCACGUAAUAGGUGCUUGCAAGCAGGGGCUAUUAUUAUCGUCAAGUCUGGGGUUGCCCAGACCACUUGCCUUGCACAGGUUCAGAUUUAGAACCAGCCAACACUUCCUAAGUGCCUCCCCAGAACGGGGUACGCUCACUGAGGCCUGCAUGCCCAGCCCACAGGCCUGGCUCAUGAGCUUGUACCUGCCUUUGCCUCUCAGCCUUGCUUUCCUUUUUUCUGUGCGAUUUUUGGUUUUCCAGUCAGAGCCUACAUUGUGCCAGUGCCCACUGUCUGGUUUCCAGCUACAGUCUACUCUUCCCUCUGACAGGGCUCCCCCACCAGUCAGUGCUUUGAAUACAUCAACGUGUUGUUCUGGUCUCCACGGUUUCUCAGGCAAAAUCAGCUUAUUGAGGAGCCUCUUUAUGUUGAUGAGUUGCUGUUGGUGUUCGAUCAUUUGAUUUUGAUAUAUCUAGGAAUGGAUCUCUUGAGUUUACCCUGCUUGGAGUUUGUUGAACUUCUCGAAUGUGUAGAUUAAUGGCUUUCAUUAAA
This is a messenger RNA of Talpa occidentalis (Iberian mole), 5149 nucleotides long. It is a transcript of the gene CRACR2A, whose product is annotated as calcium release activated channel regulator 2A. The record is from RefSeq and is a predicted model, not a curated record. The coding region runs from base 32 to 2176 and encodes 714 amino acids. NCBI's taxonomy places the organism in Eukaryota, Metazoa, Chordata, Mammalia, Eulipotyphla, Talpidae. Gene Ontology annotation, molecular function: calcium ion binding; GTP binding; GTPase activity. The transcript has 17 exons.